AAAUUUUAGUUAUUCUUUUUGACUAUGAGUGGUAAUCUGAGUUGCCAAACAGAGCCUCUACCUCGGUGGUUCUGGCAGGACAAAACAGACUAUAGAUGGAAAGAGUACGACAGCUGCGACAGUGACACGCUAGAGCUUAUUUCGAGAACUGGAGGUACAACUUGCGAAGUGACGGACAAGAAAUAUGUCUGUGAUUUGGAUCAGCGGGUACAAUAUGAUCCAAGAAACACGGAAGAAAAGUGUCCUAUUCUUAGAGGUACAUGGUUUUGGAAGGGCACUCAGGGGGACUGGCAGCCCUAUCCGGAAAGCACGGCAGAGAAGCUGGAGAGCGCGUUUUACCACGCGCUGUUCGGGGUGGAGCUCAAGGACCUUGGGCUGGACCCUUAUUACAUAGUGCUCGAUGACGAAGUGAAGGGAAUUGGUAGGCAGUACGACUCCAGAGAGCCUCGUUCGAAUUACAAGAAGGUGAUGCGUGGGUACAACGGCGGCGUCAUCCAGCUCAAGUCCGAUUCCGGCUCCAAGCGCGCGGCUGUGCAGGGGGGAGAGGGGGACCAGCUCGCGAAGAUAGAGUUGCCGGCGAGGUCUAGAGUUGGUAUUUGGAAGGAGGGUCCUAUGAGCAAGAAGAGUGGCGUUAUAGGUUGGAAGAUGCGUUGGUUGGCGUUGACUGAUGAUUUUUUGGGUAUUUACGCCAACAGGAUGAAGGAGAAGCAGCGUUUGUUUUUGAGCAAGAUGGUGUUUGUCGACAUUUCGCCGGAUCAAAGGGCUACGGAGUAUCACUACUGGGUGAUUCGGAUGACCGACGCGCAUUAUACUUUUCGGACGGGCAGCAAAACGGAGGCGCAAGAGUGGAUUUCGGUCAUUAAUUAUUUGAGGUCCGAUAAGAGCGCCAGGGCCAGAGAGUCCAAGGAGGUUCGUAUGAUUAGCAACACUUCGAAGUACGACAUAUUGCCGAGGAGGAGAGCGGAAAGCGGGGCCCAGUCCGGUCGAGACGAGUCCGUGGUUUUGGACGGAAGGGGUGACCAGCAGAAGGGCAAGUCGGUGAGAGGUUAUCCAGACGAAGAGAAGUAUCGAGAUGAAGCUGAAGUGAGUCCGGCUUGCACUUCGAGGCCGUCUCAGAGUGUCCUCGAUUCCGACAGGGGGAAUUUUCAGGACCAACAGGUGGUUCCUCUCAAGCAGCAGUCGUUUGCGCCUGAAUCUCUUGCCAGCGAUAUACAGCGCGUUUCACUGGAUCCUCAGCGCCCCGUUGCGAGCAAGCAGUCUCAGCGAGACUCGUUGGUGUAUUACCAGCAUCAGCAGCCGUUUCCCGGAGGUAGUCAGACGGCCGAUCGUUCGGUCGCGAGUGGCCAACAUGUCGUGAGUCGUCAGUCUUAUCAGCAACGGUCCAACUUGGCUGGUCAACUGAGUUUCUACCCUCCUUCUUCCGGCGGGGUGCUGGCCAGCAGUGCUUCUGGAGACCUCUAUUCCUGGCAAAAUUCCGGAUAUUUGGCUGGCUCGUACCAAUACGGUCCGUCGUCGUAUUACCAGCCUGGCGUUCUCCGAACAGCGACUGCUCCGAAUCCGUCCUCUCACUCGUCCCAGGCGCAGCAUUACCAGGGGGGCUUGUACACCGCGUUUCCUUCGCAGCCCGCUGGGGCGGUCACACAGCUUCAGAACUCGACGCAUUCCUCGCAGUAUGACAGAGGUGCUUGGGUGGGCUACGGCGGCGGCGCCUAUUCCGGCGCGAGCGGCUCGACGAGCUACAACGGCGGCUACCCGACUGCGACAGCGAGCCCGGGGCUCGGACCGGGCCAGAUGAAUCCUAACUCGUCCGUUGACGGCAGGUACGGCGGCAACCGCUCGAGCGCGACGAAUUCUAGAGGCGACUACACAAGCAAUCCGGGGAGCGCCGCUCAGUACGCGAACGCGAGCGAUCCUCGGGCCGGUUAUGUGUGCAAUCCGGCGAACACUGCGCCGUAUUCGAGUAUGGGCAACUACGCGAGCGGUCUGACGAACGCUGCGCCAUAUUCAAAUACGGGCGGUUCUCGAGCCAACUUCGCGAGCAACAAUUCGAUGGGUGCCGCGCAACACUCGAACACGGGCAACUACGCAACCCAGCCAACGAACGCUGCGCCACACUCGAGUGCGAGCGACUCUGCAGCCAAUUGUGUGAGCAACAACUCUACGAAUGCCGCGCAAUACUCGAACACGGGCAGCUACACAAGUCAUCCGACGAGCGCUGCGCCGUACUCGAGCGCGAGCGACUCUCGAGCCAGCUACGCAGGCAAUAACCCGACAAACGCCGCGCAAUACUCGAGCGCGAGCGACUCUCGAGCCAGCUACGCAGGCAAUAACCCGACAAACGCCGCGCAAUACUCAAGCGUGAGCGACCUUCGAGCCAAUUACGCCAGCAACAACCCGACAAACGCCGCGCAAUACUCGAGCGCGAGCGACCUUCGAGCCAAUUACGCCAGCAACAACCCGACGAACACUGCGCAUUACUCGAAUGCGGGCGACUCUCGAGCCAAUUACGAAAGCAACAACGCGACGAACGCCGCGCAAUACUCGAGCAACUACGCGGGCCGCCCGACGAACGCUGUUCAAUACUCAAAUGCGGGUGACUCUCGAGCCGAGUACGCAAGCGGUCCGGCAAGCGCUGCGCGGUACCCGAACACGGGCGGCCGCACUAGCCAUCCGACGAACGCCACACAAUAUUCAAGCGCGAAUGAUUUUCGAGCCGACAGUUAUGCAAACAACCCGGCAAGCGCCGCGCAGUACUCGAAUGCAGUCGGCAGCACGGGGCACCCGACGAACACCGCGCAAUACUCAAGCGACCCCCGAGCCAAUUACGCCAGCAACAACCCGACGAACGCCGCGCAGUAUUUGAACAUGAGCGGCCCCAGAAGCACCAACAACUACUCGAUGAACGCGCAAUACAUGGGCAACCCCUGAACUGUGAUGCACGAACAAUGCGGCAAUCACUCUCUGAGCGGCAUUUGACGUCUCUGGGCCCGAGGUCGAGUUGUCGCACAGCGAACACCAAAUGGUGUACCGAUGCAAGCAGGCCUGAAAAAGUCGCGAGAGCGUCUCCACAACAACCGCGGACUGUGGUGACAGGGGACUGACCCUCUCGCGCGGGGGCGGACGCCGACAUUUCAGCGGCUCUGAACGAUCCAGUGAAGUCUCGAUUCGGCGCCUGUGAAGAACGCGCGUACAGCGCGUACACACACAAAAGAGAGGCCGCGGGGAUGUCAGGCGUUGAAAACGAGUUUGUUGUGUAUAACCCUGCAUAUAGUAAAAAGGUGGUGCCGACCUGCUCUCUCUCCCUGGGAGCGGGACGUUUGUUUUUUCUUUUUGGGGUUUGAAUUUUCGGCGCUGCGUGGGUUUGGACCCCGCGAGUGGUGCGGGUGGCCCCGACGCCGGUUACGCAGCCUCCCCGCGCCAAGCCGCCGAGCAAGUAAAAAAGUGGUGGCGUCGAAGGCGUGUGGAGCGAGCCGCCCCGAACUCCGUACGACGAAGCGCGUGUUGCCUACAACGUGCGGUGAUGUGUGACAUUUUUUUUUUAAAAGGACGCAAAUGAUUUUUGAGGAGUUCCCUCCUCGCAAUGAA
Schistocerca gregaria is the source of this 3585-nucleotide messenger RNA. RefSeq lists its product as uncharacterized. The record is from RefSeq and is a predicted model, not a curated record. Lineage: Eukaryota; Metazoa; Arthropoda; Insecta; Orthoptera; Acrididae. The transcript has 4 exons. The coding region runs from base 25 to 2928 and encodes 967 amino acids.